Molecule: messenger RNA, 1559 nt
Organism: Lolium rigidum
Lineage: Eukaryota; Viridiplantae; Streptophyta; Magnoliopsida; Poales; Poaceae
Product: cytochrome P450 710A1-like
Exons: 1
Coding region: 1-1542 (513 amino acids)
Biological process (GO): sterol metabolic process
Molecular function (GO): monooxygenase activity; heme binding; oxidoreductase activity, acting on paired donors, with incorporation or reduction of molecular oxygen
Source: RefSeq, a predicted model, not a curated record
AUGGUGGUAGACCUCCCGCCAGCCGCCGGUUUCCCGGACCUGCGGGCGGCCGCACCGUUCUUGGCGGCGGCGGUCGCGCUGUACUUCCUGCUCGAGCAGCUGUCCUACCUCCGCAAGAAGGGACCUCUACCAGGCCCGUCCCUCGUCGUCCCGUUCCUCGGCAGCGUGGCGCACAUGGUCCGCGACCCGGCGGGGUUCUGGGACACGCAGGCGGCGCGCGCCAGGGAGUCCGGCUCCGGCCUGGCCGCCGACUUCCUCAUCGGCCGCUUCGUCGUCUUCAUCCGCGACUCGGAGCUCUCCCACCGCGUCUUCGCCAACGUGCGCCCCGACGCCUUCCACCUCAUCGGCCACCCCUUCGGCAAGCGCCUCUUCGGCGACCACAACCUCAUCUACAUGUUCGGCGACGACCACAAGGACCUGCGCCGCAGGAUCGCGCCCAACUUCACGCCCCGCGCGCUCUCCACCUACGCCGCGCUCCAGCAGCGGGUCAUCCUCGCCCACCUCCGCCGCUGGCUCGACGACCAGGCCGCCGCCGCCGGCGCCGAGCCCAUGCCGCUGCGUGUCCCCUGCCGCGACAUGAACCUCGAGACCUCGCAGACGGUCUUCGUCGGGCCGUACCUCUCCGAGAAGGCCCGGGAGCGCUUCGCCAAGGACUACGCGCUCUUCAACGUCGGCCUCAUGGCCAUGCCCGUCGACCUGCCCGGCUUCGCCUUCCGCCGCGCCAGGCUCGCCGUGGCCCGCCUCGUGCGCACGCUAGCGGACUGCGCGCGCCAGAGCAAGGCGCGCAUGCGCGCCGGCGCCGACCCCGAGUGCCUCGUCGACUACUGGAUGCAGGACACGCUGCGCGAGACGGACGAGGCCGCCACGGCGGGGAGGCCACCGCCCGCGCACACCGACGACGAGGAGCUCGGGGGUUUUCUGUUCGACUUCCUCUUCGCCGCGCAGGACGCGUCCACCUCCUCCCUCUGCUGGGCGGUCUCCGCGCUAGAGUCCCACCCGGACGUGCUCGCGCGCGUGCGCGCCGAGGUGGCGGCCGUCUGGUCGCCCGAGUCCGGCGAGCCCAUCACCGCCGAGAAGAUCCAGGGGAUGCGGUACACGCAGGCGGUGGCGCGCGAGGUGGUCCGGUACCGGCCCCCGGCGACGCUGGUGCCGCACAUCGCCGGCGAGCCGUUCCAGCUCACGGAGUGGUACACGGUGCCCAAGGGCGCCAUCGUGUUCCCGUCCGUCUACGAGUCCUCUUUCCAGGGCUUCCCGGCGCCCGACGCCUUCGACCCGGACCGCUUCUUCUCCGACGCGCGCAGGGAGGACGUGGCGUUCAAGCGCAACUUCCUCGCAUUCGGCGCCGGCGCGCACCAGUGCGUCGGCCAGCGCUACGCCCUCAACCACCUCGCGCUCUUCCUCGCGCUCUUCGUCUCCGUCGCCGACUUCAAGCGGGACACGACGGACGGAUGCGACGACCCCGUGUACAUGCCCACCAUCGUGCCCAGGGACGGCUGCUCCGUCUACCUCAACCAACGCUGCCCAAGCUUCCCGUCCUUCUGAGCCUGAGCUGGUCGUCC